AUGGCAUCCUCGUCCAACAUCCUCAACAACAUGUUCUUGUUCACAACACUAUCAUUAUUAUUCUUCUUUAGAACAUCAUAUGCAAAACUCACCUUAGAUUACUACAAGGACACGUGUCCACAGUUCAGCACCAUCAUCCAAGACACCGUCACAAACAAGCAGAUCGCGAGCCCAACCACCGCCGCCGCCACCAUCCGCCUCUUCCUCCACGACUGCCUCCUCCCCAACGGCUGCGACGCCUCCAUCCUCCUCUCCUCAACACCCUUCAACAAGGCGGAGCGCGACGCCGACAUCAACCUCUCCCUCCCCGGCGACGCCUUCGACCUCGUCGUUAGAGCCAAAACCGCCCUCGAACUCGCUUGUCCCAACACCGUCUCUUGCGCCGACAUCAUCUCCGCCGCCACACGCGACCUCCUCACCAUGCUCGGCGGCCCUUACUAUUCCGUCUUCCUCGGCCGCCGCGACGGCCGCGUUUCCCUUUCCUCCGCCGUCGACGGCCACCUCCCUAAACCCGCGAUGCCCAUGUCUCAGAUCGUCGAGAUCUUCACCAAACGUGGCUUCUCCGUCGAGGAAAUGGUGGCUCUCAGUGGCGCACACACCGUUGGGUUCUCUCAUUGCACUGAAUUCACCUCCGACAUUUACAACAACACUUCCUCUUCUUCUUCUUCUUCUCAAUACAACCCUCGUUUUGUUGAAGGGUUGCGAAAGGCUUGUGCUGAUUACCAAAAGAACCCAACUUUGUCGGUUUUCAAUGAUAUUAUGACACCCAACAAGUUCGAUAAUGUUUACUUCCAGAACCUUCCAAAGGGUUUGGGGGUUUUGAAAUCGGAUCAUGGGUUGUUUAGUGACCCCACAACGAAACCCUUUGUGGAAAAUUUCGCUGCGGAUCAGAACAGGUUCUUUAUGGUGUUCUCUCAGGCAAUGCGGAAGCUUAGUCUUUUGGGAGUGCAGACUGGGAGGAAAGGAGAGAUCAGACGAAGGUGUGAUCAGAUUAAUUGA
Gastrolobium bilobum is the source of this 999-nucleotide messenger RNA. Its product is annotated as peroxidase 31. Lineage: Eukaryota; Viridiplantae; Streptophyta; Magnoliopsida; Fabales; Fabaceae. Gene Ontology annotation, biological process: response to oxidative stress; hydrogen peroxide catabolic process. The coding region runs from base 1 to 999 and encodes 332 amino acids. Gene Ontology annotation, molecular function: heme binding; peroxidase activity. The transcript has a single exon. The record is from RefSeq and is a predicted model, not a curated record.